CAGCCGAUUGCUACCAGAAUGACGUUAGUUGAAGACAAUAAUGGUUGGUGGAGGGCACCCCUGCGUUAUAUGCAGAAGGAAAGAUACUCAUCCGGAAUUUAUAGAUCACCUCUUUCCAAAAGACACACAAAUUGUAUAGUAUCAUUGCCAUCAAACUACAAUGACUCGUGAAUACCCUAAGACAGGAAGAGCCAGCCUGAUUAAUCGUAGAGUUUCACAGAAGAAUAUAUGCAGUACUUCACGAAGGCGGACCCCUUAUUCCAGCAAACCUGUUUCCAAAGGGUCUAUGUCUUCUAGGUCUAAGAGGCAAAAGUCAGCUACAGUUUCAAAUAUACAGUGUUCAAAAAGGACUACAAGAAGUGGUGAUAAAGUACUUAACUUGGCUGAACCAGAGCCUUCACCCACCCCAGAUGAUGUACAGCAUGACACUCAUACAUCACCAAGCACCACCACCACUCGUCAACUUCGUGAUAACACCUCUUUCGAAAGAUCUCUGAAGCUGUCUGAUCUCAGGCCAGCGACACUUUCAAAAAGAUUAAAAGCAUAUCAGGAUAAAGUUAUGUCACCUAAAAGAGCAAAAAUUAAGCAUAAAGGUGAUGAAGAUGAUGAUGAUGAUACUGAUGAUGGCGAUGACAAUGAUGAUGACAGUGAAGAUGAUUCUGAAGAAACCAAAGGAAGGGCCUCACUUAGAUCUGAACAAGGUCACAGCUGUGUUAAAGAGAAUUCAAAACCAAAAGUAUCUCCAGCGAGAGGAACCUCAGAUCAUAGGACUACUCGAGCAAGGCGAACCCAAACACAAAGAUGGGUUGAAGAAAUAGAUUCAUCUUUAAAGAGUUCCGAUACGAGUGACUUGGACUGUACGAGUGGCGCUCCAGUCAAACCACGACCCACCUAUGGUUCCAAAAGACCUUUUGUAGACCACCAGGGACAUCAUCUUAUUUCCAAGAAAAAUGUAUUGGCACACGUUGAGAAGACUGGUCGAGCAAAAUCCUCCUCAUCUAAGUCUUCUCGUAAAGAAGUUGCUGCAAUUGAAGCUGCUGCGAUGAAGAUGUCUCCAACUGAAGCUCGCAAUGCAAAAUCCACCACAAAAUCCAAUACUACUACAACAGAAACUGACAUUACAAAGUCUACUUCAACAAGAGCUAGGUGUGCAAAGGCCUCCAUUGAUGAUGCUGAAACUGUAAAAUCUAAUAUAAGUCGAAAAUUUAUUACUCGAUCUUUCGAUUCCAAAUAUGCAAAACUAAAAAGUGGUUCAGAGAUCAGCACAUCAAAAGUAAAUCCUGUAGAUUCUAACAUGGCAGGAACUCAUAAUAGUGGAGUUGAUAUAACACAGUCCAUUAUAAAGCAUGGCUCAACAGAUGACUGUGUAGCACCAAAUGUGUGUUCAAACACCACAACAGAAACUGAUGGUAUCAGAUUAACCAGAUCUAGAGCUAGUACUGGAAAUUUAACCACAAUUAAAACUGAAGCUGUAGAUGAAGUUGCAAAAACAAAAACUGAUGGUACAAAAAGUAAGACAGAUAUUGGUAAUGCAGAAACUUCAGGAGAAACAGAAUAUGCAGAAUUCACAGGAAACACUGCCAAAACUAGACCAACAACUACAGUUAAGGCUAGGAAUAAAAGGAGUUUUAUAGAAGAACCCUCGACAGAACCUGAUACUACAGAACCUAUUAAGAAGAGAGCUGUUGCUACCAGGUGUACAUCAAGACUUGAUAUAAAUACUGAGGAGAAAGAUAAUGUAGAAUCUACUGAAGCUGAUUUUGUUAUUACAAGACCUGAUACAGGAAACUCUGAAACUGCAAAAUGUACCACAUUAACUGAUACUGUAAAAUACAGCCUUAUAAAAUCUAUUGCAUCAAAAUCAGGUGAUGUAGGAUCUACUACAGUAAGAUCUGGAAGUGCAGAAUCCACCCCAACAAGAUCUGGAAGGGCAGAAUCUAUCCCAGCAAGAUCUGUAGGGGCAGAAUUCAUUCCAACAAGAUCUGGAAGGGCAGAAUCCAUCCCGACAAGGUCUGGGAGGGCAGAAUCCACCCCAACAAGGCCUGGAAGGGCAGAAUCCAUUCCAACAAGAUCUAGAAGGGCAAAAUCCAUCCCAACAAGAUCUGGGAGGGCAGAAUCCACCCCAACAAGAUCUGGAAGGGCAGAAUCCAUCCCGACAAGGUCUGGAAGGGCAGAAUCCAUCCCAACAAGAUCUGGAAGGGCAGAAUCCAUCCCGACAAGGUCUGGAAGGGCAGAAUCCACGCCAACAAGAUCUGGAAGAGCAGAAUCCACCCCAACAAGUUCUGAAAGUGCAAAAUCCAUAGUAGAUGAAGCAGAUUCUACUACAUCUAAAACUGAUAUUUCAAAACUCAGAAAUGCAAGAUCUGAUGCUCAAAGACUGGUUAAAGAAGAGUUGAAUGUUAUCAGUCUUACUUCACUCAAAAUUAAUCCUUUGAAAUCUACAUUAGAAACAGAUGAUGCUGUAAAGUACACUACAAGAUCUGGGGAUACUGCAAAAGAUGCUGUUAAUUCAAAUACCGCAACAAAAUCUGAUUCCAUUAGAAUUACUAGAAGAAGAGCUGAUGCUGUAAAAUCAUCCAUGGGAGAGACAGGAACUGCAAAGACCACAAUAAGGUCUGUUGAAUCAUAUGGUACAGUAAACCCAGCGACAGAAAGUAAUAAAACCAAAAUGUCGACAAUAUCCGAGAGUACAAAAAACACAAUAGCAUCUGAUAAUACAACAAUAACGAGGAAAACUAAUAGUACAAAACACAUAGCGGAAUCUGAAGUAACAAAAUCCACAAGAGGAACUGGCAGUACAGAAGUUACCCCCAAAACCACAGAAGAUACUGAAGGUGCCAAGAUGCUCACUGUUGGGGGAAAGGUCAAACCCAAAGUUGAUAGUGCACAAACAGCAGAAGAAAAUACAACUGAGACUGAUGACAUAAGAAUCACAAGAACUAGGGCCAAUACAACAAAAUCUGUUAUUUAUGAGUUGUCCUUGACAACUGAUGGUGAUAAAUGGGUGAGAGAGGAAUGUGAUGUGAUAAAUGUCACUAAGCCAAAAUCCACUACAUCAGCAACUGGUAAUAAUGAAGGCAUUAAUAUGAAAAACAUUAAAAUUUUGGGUUCAGCACAAAAUACUGGAGCAUGUAUUCAGGGUUCAGGUAACACUGCAAACUUUAAUAAUAUUAGAAUCACCAGAUCUAGAGUUGUUCCAGUAAAAUCAGCCAUGAUAAGAACAGGAACUUCAAAGACUUCUGCAGUAGACACUGGUGAAAGAGAAAGUACAAUAAUAACUGACAGGGCGAAAGACUUAACAGAGACUGAAAGUUCAAAAAUUACAACAGCAAUUGUUAGUGCAAAAAUUGUAACUGGAUCCAAGAGUGAUAAUGUAAGACAAAAAGCAACUAGCAUAAAAAAUAAACCAGAAGCUGUCACUGCAAAGACAAAACCAGAAGCUGUCACUGCAAAGACAAAACCAGAAGCUGUCACUGCAAAGACAAAACCAGAAGCUGUCACUGCAAAGACAAAACCAGAAGCUGUCACUGCAAAGACAAAACCAGAAGCUGUCACUGCAAAGACAAAACCAGAAGCUGUCAAAGACAAAACCAGAAGCUGUCACUCUGUCACUGCAAAACCAGAAGCUGUCACUGCAAAGACAAAACCAGAAGCUGUCUCUGUAAAGACAAAACCAGAAGCUGUCUCUGUAAAGACAAAACCAGAAGCUGUCACUGCAAAGACAAAACCAGAAGCUGUCACUGCAAAGACAAAACCAGAAGCUGUCACUGCAAAGACAAAACCAGAAGCUGUCACUGCAAAGACAAAACCAGAAGCUGUCACUGCAAAGACAAAAACAGAAGCUGUCACUGCAAAGACAAAACCAGAAGCUGUCACUGCAAAGACAAAAACAGAAGCUGUCACUGCAAAGACAAAACCAGAAGCUGUCACUGCAAAGACAAAACCAGAAGCUGUCACUGCAAAGACAAAACCAGAAGCUGUCACUGCAAAGACAAAACCAGAAGCUGUCACUGCAAAGACAAAACCAGAAGCUGUCACUGCAAAGACAAAACCAGAAGCUGUCACUGCAAAGAAAAAGACAAAACCAGAAGCUGUCACUGCAAAGACAAAACCAGAAGCUGUCACUGCAAAAAACCAGAAGCUGUCACUGCAAAGACAAAACCAGAAGCUGUCACUGCAAAGACAAAACCAGAAGCUGUCACUGCAAAGACAAAACCAGAAGCUGUCACUGCAAAGACAAAACCAGAAGCUGUCACUGCAAAGACAAAACCAGAAGCUGUCACUGCAAAGACAAAACCAGAAGCUGUCUCUCUGUCACUGCAAAGACAAACCAGAAGCUGUCUCUGUAAAGACAAAACCAGAAGCUGUCACUGUAAUGGCAAAACCAGAAGCUGUCACUGCAAAGACAAAACCAGAAGCUGUCACUGUAAUGGCAAAACCAGAAGCUGUCACUGCAAAGACAAAACCAGAAGCUGUCUCUGUAAAGACAAAACCAGAAGCUGUCUCUGUAAAGACAAAACCAGAAGCUGUCACUGCAAAGACAAAACCAGAAGCUGUCACUGCAAAGACAAAACCAGAAGCUGUCACUGCAAAGACAAAACCAGAAGCUGUCACUGCAAAGACAAAACCAGAAGCUGUCACUGCAAAGACAAAACCAGAAGCUGUCACUGCAAAGACAAAACCAGAAGCUGUCACUGCAAAGACAAAACCAGAAGCUGUCACUGCAAAGACAAAAACAGGAACUGAUCUUUUAGAAACUUUUUGUGAAACUAAGAACUUAAUAUUUGCAGGAACAAGACUGGAGACCACUCCCUCAUUGACACCAGCACCAGAAUCUACCAAAAGAAAAGCUAGUGAAGAGUCAUCAGUCUCCACAGCUAACCCUGAGAAGAGAAAACGAACCACAGCUAACACUGAGAAGACACAAGGAACUGCAGCUAACAAUGGGGAGAGACAAGGAACCACAGCUAACACUGAGAAGACACAAGGAACUGCAGCUAACACUGAGAAGACACAAGGAACCACAGCUACCACUGAGAAGACACAAGGAACCACAGCUAACACUGGGAAGACACAAGGAGCCACAGCUAACACUGGGAAGACACAAGGAACCACAGCUAACACUGAGAAGACACAAGGAACCACAGCUAUCACUGAGAAGAGGCAAGGAACCAUAGCUAACACUGAGCAGACACAAGGAACCACAGCUAUCACUGAGAAGACACUAGGAACCACAGCUAACACUGGGAAGACACAAGGAGCCACAGCUAACACUGGGAAGACACAAGGAACCACAGCUAUCACUGAGAAGACACAAGGGACCACAGCUAUCACUGAGAAGACACUAGGAACCACAGCUAACACUGAGAAGAGACAAGGAAUCACAGCUAACACUGAGAAAACUAAAAGAACCACAGCUAACACUGAGAAGACACAAAAAAUCACAGCUAACACUAAGACACAAGGAACCACAGCUAACAAUGAGAAGAGACAAGGAACCACAGCUAACACUGAGAAGACACAAGGAACCACAGCUAACACUGAGAAGACACAAAAAUCACAGCUAACACUAAGACACAAGGAACCACAGCUAACACUGAGAAGACACAAGGAACCACAGCUAACACUGAGAAGAGACAAGGAACCACAGCUAACACUGAGAAGACACAAGGAACCACAGCUAACACUGAGAAGAGACAAGGAACCACAGCUAACACUGAGAAGACACAAGGAACCACAGCUAACACUGAGAAGAGACAAGGAACCACAGCUAACACUGAGAAGACACAAGGAACCACAGCUAACACUGAGAAGACACAAGGAGCCACAGCUAACACUGAGAAGACACAAGGAACCACAGCUAACACUGAGAAGACACAAGGAACCACAGCUAACACUGAGAAGACACAAGGAACCACACUAA
Homarus americanus (American lobster) is the source of this 5923-nucleotide messenger RNA. RefSeq names its product microtubule-associated protein futsch-like. Bases 161 to 5923 code for a protein of 1920 amino acids. NCBI's taxonomy places the organism in Eukaryota, Metazoa, Arthropoda, Malacostraca, Decapoda, Nephropidae. The record is from RefSeq and is a predicted model, not a curated record. The transcript has 6 exons.